This is a messenger RNA of Oryctolagus cuniculus (rabbit), 7804 nucleotides long. RefSeq names its product leucine rich repeat containing 14B (gene LRRC14B). The record is from RefSeq and is a predicted model, not a curated record. Gene Ontology annotation, cellular component: cytoplasm. Lineage: Eukaryota; Metazoa; Chordata; Mammalia; Lagomorpha; Leporidae.
AAAAAACGCAAACACCGUUUCUGACCAGUGGCCUCGUGCCACAACAAAUGUUACAUGAUGUCCCUGAGGAAACAGGAAGUGAACCAGGCACAUAAGAGACUUUCUUCCUCUUAUUGAAACCUCUUCAAGUGGUAGCUGGCUGUUUACAAGAUAAUAGUAAUGCGUUUACAAUGCAUAUGCAAUUAAAGUGUCUGGUGGCUGGGGGAGACAUAGAGGUACCCUGUGAGGUUUGAUAGUUUGCGUGAAGUGCGGUGAGACUGUUUGAGAUGGACUCUACUGAGUUACAAGCUCUAAAAUGACCACAAAAUAACAAACCAAGAAGCCAACAAUGGAGAUGUAAUGGAACCAUAAAAAACUCAGUCCAGAAAUGUUCAGAGAAGAGCUCCCCUGGGCCAGGGUGGUUGGGUGCAGGGACUCCUAUGAGGGUAGAUGUGUGGGCUCUGGAUCAUGUGCGUGUAGGCUGCAAAACUACGGCUUUGCCUGUCACUUUUUACAAAUUAUUCUCCUCCUCUUUGUAUGGAAGAGGGAAGAGCAUCGACACUUAGAAGUGUAUGUCCUGCUUUUAACCAGAUAGAAGGAGAACAAGGAACUUGGGCUGGUCAGGAGCCAGGAGCUUCUUCUGGGUCUCACAUAUGGGUGCAGGGACCCAAGCACCUGGGCCAUCUCCCAGGCACGUUAGCAGGGAUCUGAAUCAGAAGUAGAGCAGUCGGGACACAAAAUGGCACCCAUAGGAGCUGCUGGCACUGCAGGCACAGCUUUACCCACUACGCCACUGCACUGGCCCCUUGCAUGUCAUUUAUAUCCCAACAAAACUGUGUUUGACAAAGUGCAAAGUGCACACGACACCUCCUGAGGAGGAGGCGCUGUAUGCCCAGUGGGCGGAGUCACCGCUGGGUGUGGCAGGGAGAGCCCCUGCUCUGAGCUGAUGCAUGGGAGACUCAGGGUACCACCCAAGGCAGCUGCUGUGGUCCAGCUUUGUAUUUAAGCCACAUGGCCCGUCUUCUUCCCUUUAAAAGUUUUUAUUUAUUUGAAAGGCAGAGCAACAGAGAGAGAGAGAGAGAGAGAGAGAGAGAGAGAGAGAGAGAAACAUGAGACAAAUCUUCAAUCCACUGGUUUAUUCCCCAAAUGACUGCAACAGCCAAGGCUGGGCCAGGCCGAAGCCAGAAGCCUGGAAUUCCAUCCAAUGUAGGAUGCAGGUGUCCCAAGCGGUGACAGCCUCCUGCACAAUGACACUUGUCCCCGCGUGGCCCUUAUUGGCCUCCUCUGUGACUUGCACAUCUAAACUGUCACAGAGCCCAGCCUGGUGGCCCAAGGCCCAAGAUAUCAGGGCCAAGUUAGGUCCUCAGAUGCCAGACCUGAGCACCUCCGUCUCUGGCCUUUCGUCUCGCCGGGUCUGACUGGUUUCAGAAAAGGUGGGGCAAGUUCUUCCUAAGCUUCGUGGUGCCGCUGGCUUCUGCAGUGCUGCCGUCCUGUCGGGGCCCAGCCUUGCGGGUUGAACCAACAGGUGCGGUGACUUCUUUAUGAACCUCUGUUCAUUUCGUGCAACUUUGGGCGCAGGUGAGCUGAGGCUGGGAGGUGGGUGAGGGCCUGGGGCUCACUUGUGUUUUCCCUGAGAUGCUACAUCCGGUCAGCACCAGAGGAUUCUGGCAGGGUGGGUGUUCCUGGACAUGAAGGGCACUGAAGGGCUGGCCCCUAACUGGCUUCUCAUCUGCAGUGCCCAAGAAUUCUGAGUUGACAGGGGACAGUGCCAGUGGCCUUGGCUACACCGUCCACCCCAGGCCAUCCUGCCUCCAGCAGUUACUUUGUGAUGCCUGACCUCCCCUUCCUGUGAGGAGCUCCCAGCUGCAGCUAGAAGGUGGCCAGGUCACCACGGCUGUGAGUGUCCCUCCUCUGAGACCCCUCUGCGUGCCCCACCAGCCUGGUCUGCAUGGGAAUCAGCGCCACCCUGCACUCUGGUGGCCCUGAAAUCAGAGACUUCUCAGGCAGGUGGAGCCAGGGAAUGAGGCCCCAUCCUCAGGGCUAGUGCAGGUCUAGCUGCUACCCCCUGGCGAUCAGCUCAGGUGUUUCUAAACCAAGCUUCGUGGAGAAGCAGGCGUGGAGUCCGUGGACGAAGGUCUGGGGCUGUCCUUCCUGGAAUGCGCACAUAGCCCCAUGUCCCCAGCCUUCUGAUGGGUCCCCUCCCUGGGCAAGUCCCAGUGUUUUCCACCACAGCCCUGUGUGCACCCAGACGUGCCCCCAGAACACAGCGAGGUGACCAGGCAGAGGGUCAGGCAGGAGCCGUGCUCACCAGCAGCACCUUCAGAGAGACUGCCUCUCUGAGGCUGUGGGUUUAGCCUGGCCUGCGUCCACUCAGGGUCCUGCCUGGGCAGUGUGAGAAGAGGUGGGAGGCAGGAUUGAGGUCCUGGAGCCGGGAGUCCAAGGAUCAGGGCUUUGGGCUGAGUGUCACGAGCCCUGGAGUCCGUGUGCCCAGACCUUCACUGUGCCCUGCGACUCAGUUCUGAUGAGCGGUCCCUUCCCUCCUCAGAGCCGACCCCCAAGCCCCAGGCUGGACUGCACCCUCUGUAAUGGGUGUUCCUGCUGGCCCUGGGGUAACCAAGGGCCUCGCUUCCCCCAGGCCCGCCCAAAGGCCACCCUGGCUGCCUGGCACGUGCUCCAGAUGUUUCCGGAGGGACAGCUCAGCCUAGCACUGAGGGGCUUCCUCCCCCCCCCCCCACCCAGCCCACAGCUCCUCAAAGCUCAAGCACCCAGGUAACUAAGGGCUGACAGCAGGGCUCCUGGUUAGUUGCGUGGGAGAGACUGCCACUCGUCUCCUGGUGCGGUUGUCUUCCCAGAUCAGCUCCCGGAGGCCAGAGCACGGCCGAGAGCACCCGCAGGAGCGGCUGACGCCACUCACACUGUCCCCUGCUGCUGGCUGAAGCCCCCCACUGGGUGCCCUGACACAGGAAGUGGCUGUGGGAGGCGGCUUCUAGUUGCCGACCUCCCAGUGCCAGUGUAGCUGUGAGGUGGCAUUGGUGAGGGACAAAGCCGAGACCUCGCCUGCCGGCUGGCUCCACCCAGUGAAGAGAUUCACUCCUUGGGUGCCCAGAGCCGGGCUCCGCUAAUCGUGUUCACAGAGCAGGUGUGUAGGCAUUUUCACAGCGGCCAGCUCGAGACAGAGCCCCCAGCGCUGCGGGAUCCCUCAGGUGGCGGGGCAGGGGGCACAAAGGACGGACCCAUGCAGGGAGACACCGUAGCAGCCCAUGGGGACCGAGAGCCUUGUGGAGCUCGGGGGAGAAAACUCUGCUCCAGUCACGGUGGACACGUGCAUUUUGUGUUCUGCAGACUCCACACGUGUGAAGUGGUCUUUGCUCUGAGACACAGAGGAGACACACCCAGAGGCACUGGGGUCUGGGCUCAGAGCAGCAAGCACAGAAUGGACAUGUGUUGUCCUGUUUUAGGGCCCAAACUCCUUUACCCACAAGACAGCAGCUCCAGCGCAGCUGUGCCUUCAGGGAGAAUCGGCCUGUAGCCCCGUGCUGGUGCCUGUGAUGUGGGCUUGGCUGUGCCGUCGCAGUCAUGGGAACAGAGGGGCAGGCGGGAGGCGUCCAUGGAAGGUAACAGCCACUGUUCUUUUGACAGCUGUGACCCACCUGGAUAAGAAGCUGUUCCUCAGGGGAGAGCACUGGUCAGCAGGAGCAGAAAGACCUCCCCCCAGGCUUGUACACGAAUGAGCCCAGCACCGAGCUGGGGGCUCUUCACACCGACAGUCGUCCUGUGAGGCCCUGCCUGCUGGGCCUGGCCUGACCCUCCUCCCCUCUCACUGUGUGGUCCUGGCAGGAGCAGCCUUGAGCUCUGUGCAGUGCCACCCUGUACCACACCCACAGUCGGCUUGUGGUGUCCUAGGGCCAGAGAGAGACGUACUAGGACUACACUUGCCCCUUACACCCACCUUCCAGGCCAGCAAGGGCGAGAGGGCAGGCCUGUCCCCAGGCCUGUCCCCCUGGUCCAUCCCCAACACAGGGCCAGCCUCUUGGAAUAACUGGAUCUCAGGUUUUUUUUUUUUUUUUUAAUGUGUUGUGUGUAGUUAGCAUGUGUGGUACUUGCCUUAGGCCUGACAGGACUUUAGGGGAGACUGGUCACUUCCUGGACCCCCCACCCCACGUUGGGGGACAUGGACUAAAAUUCCACCCUGACCCAAGCUCAGGUGCUGUUGGCAUCUGUGUUCCCCAGAGAAGCACCACCCCACACACAAGGGAAGGAAGAUCUCCUGAGGUCCGGUUGGUGCAGGCUCCCUGCCCACUCCCCAGGCCCAGGGACCUGGUGGCAAGGCCAGGACACCAGUGCUGAGUCCACACAGGUACUGUUGGCUGCCAUAAGCUGCCUGCUUUGUGUCAGGACUGAUGUGUUCAGAACUUUGAGACACGAACAUAUCGUGCUUUCUAUGUGCACUCUGGAUUCUUUCGCCUGGCCCAGAAAGAAGGCCACGUGUCUGAUGUCACUUGCAGCUCAUGAGGGAAGGUGCUGUGGGUUCCGCCCUGGCCCAUGUCCACACCCACCAAGGACAGCCACACCUGAGGAGAUAUCCGGCCAGGUCCCACCAUCUUCUGCACAGACCCUCCCUGAGAACGCCUGGGGCUCCACCCUGCAGCAGAACCCCCUCCCUGUCCUUGGAGAAGCACAGGCCAGAGGACGAGCUGGGGAUGGUCAGACGUGGGGCUGGUGGGUCCCCCAAGGCAGCUCCAUCUCCUUCCCGCCCUCCACGCCCAUCUCUGCCUCUGUCUCUCCUCUUCUUGCCUGUGACCUCCAGGCACACCCUGGGGGCCUGAGCUGAGUGAAGGGUUCAGCAGGGGAGGGUCCGGUCGCUCAGUUGUCACUUCUGCUCGUGCUGGGGCCCCGCGACUACCUGCAGCCUUACCUGCCUAUCAGGCCCUCCCCAGAUGUUGUACAAGUGGCCUCCCCUCCAUGGGACACUGAAGCCUGAAGCCCACUGGGGGACUGAAGACUUGAGGACAUGGGGUGCAGUGCUGGCCCCGGGGGGCUUAGCAUCUUCUGCCUAAAGUCAGAUGCCUCCCCACACCCAGACCCACGUCUGACUUCCAGGCAUAAGACACAGGAAGGCUCGAGACCCCAGGGCCACUCAGGAAAGGCCGUGCUGGUCAGCCUGAGUGUGCUACAGCCCCCGACUAGAUGGCAGAUGGCAGUCGGGGCCUGUGCCGCUGUCGUCCCCUUCCGCCUGCACCGGCACCUCCCGGGCUGGCUUCUGCAGGUCUGUCCUGGGGCGCCUGAUCAGCUCUGCAAGGGGCACCCCUAGCUGAAGCCGCUCUGCCUUCACCAGCUGGGGCCACGAGAUCCAGCAUGCACCGCUCGGGUCACAGCCAAGCAGGCGCCCCAGGACAAAAAUAGCAGUCAGAUGACUGCAAGGGUGGCUCACGGCUUCGGCCCAAAGCAGCUACAGCUAAAAAUAGGCUUGAAGGGCACAGCCUGGGGAGAGUGGCAGGGGGACAGGCGCAAUGCAGUCGCUUCGCUUCAUUUCUGCUGAAGCCCUGGUGUCCCACCCCCAGCUGGCCCAGCAGGGCUUGGACAGUGUGGCGCACAACCUCUACCCACUGCUGUUCAAAGCCAGCUACCUGCAGGAGCAGGCGGAGGUGGUCUGUGCGGUGCUGGGACACUGGCCGCUGGAGGAGUUCCGGCUGGGUGCACUGCUGGGGCCAAGUGCCGACCACCCUGAGGACCUGCGUGACCGGGCUUGCAGGGCCUGCCUGGAGGCCUGCGUGCGGGGCCUCGCAAGCCACGUGCUGCAUGGCGGCCGGCAGCGGCUGCGACUGGCUGACCUCACAGGCGUCCGUGACGUGCAGGUGCAGCGGUGCCCCUGCAGGAGGGCGCUGGGCAGGUGGGGCCGCACCGAGCUGCUGGCUAGGACCUGCUGUGAGCUGCAGGCUGGGCCUCCUGUGGCCGGGCGCCCCAUUGAGGUCCUUGCUGACCUCUUUGUCACCGAGGGCAACUUUGAGGCUGUGGUGCAGGCCCUGCAGCCAGCAGGUCCGGCCCCUCUACGGGUGCGCUGUCCCUCAUUUCGGGCUGACAGCCUCAGCCCUGGCCAGCUCCUGCAUGUGCUGCGCCUGGCCGGGCCGGGCACUUUGCGAAAGCUCGAGGUGGUGCACAAUGUGCGGCUGCAUGCCGGCCACGUGCAGCAGCUGCUGGUCCAGGUGGGCUUCCCCCAGCUGGCCUCACUCACCCUGCCCACCAAGGCCUUUGACAUGCCCCCAACCUGUGCCCCGAGCCCUGGCAGUGAGGACUCCCUCCUCACCUCCAUCGCCGGGGAACUUGGCCGGAUGGCCUACCUCACCGAGCUGAGUGUGGCCUUCUCCACGCUGACCGGGAAGAUCCCAACGCUGCUUGGCCCCCUGAGGACCCCGCUACGCACACUGGACCUGGCCAACUGCGCCCUGAACCACGCGGACAUGGCCUACCUGGCAGACUGUGUCCAUGCCGGCCACCUGGAGGUGCUGGACCUCAGUGGACACAACCUGGUCCACCUGUUUCCCUCGACUUUCUUCAGGCUGCUGGGCCAGGCCGCCCAGACGCUGAGGGUGCUGACCCUGGAGGACUGCAGCAUCGCCGAUAACCACGUGGGCAUGAUGAUCCUGGGCCUGAGCCCCUGCCGCCGGCUGCAGGAGUUCAGGUUCCUGGGGAACCCGCUGUCGGCCCGCGCCCUCAGGCGCCUUUUCACUGCCCUCUGCGAGCUCCCCAGGCUGCGGCGCAUCGAGUUCCCAGUGCCGAGAGACUGCUACCCUGAGGACGCUGCCUAUCCCCAGGACGAGCUGGGCCUGGCCAGGUUUGACCAGCAGAAGUAUGACCUGAUCGCCGAGGAGCUGCGAGUGGUGCUGCUGCAAGCCCACAGGGAGGAUAUCCAGGCCUCCACGCCCCUCUACGGGAGUUUUGACCCAGACAUCGAAGAAACAAGCAAUGAGCUUGGUGCUUUCUUGCUGCAAGCGUUCAAAACUGCUCUAGAAAACUUCUCCAGAACACUGAGACAAACGGAGUAGAUCCUCGAGUGGCUCCAGUGGCGGGCCUCACAUUUCAGCCUGCAGGCCCUGGGAGUCCACCCUGGACUGGGCUUGGGCUGAGCAUUCGUCACCUGCAUCGCCACCACCCAAAGUGAGUCGUAGCGGAACCGUAGCACGCCUGUCGGGCCCCGGGGACAGGGAGCUCUGCCUUCUAGGAGAUGCAGCUCCAGGAGCCCCGAGCACCAGCACAGCAGGACGAGAGCUGGGCUGAGGCCAAGAGGGUCAGUGAAGGCCUGGGACAGUGGAAGCGCGUCUGCCGCAGUCUCACCAAUGGAGGAGGGUCAGAGAACACGUCAGAGGGAAGUGUAUAGUAAGCAGGAGCCCUAACUGUCACCGAAAAAGGAGAGACGUGAACCAGGCCCAUGCCCAGCAGGAAGGCGUCCUGCUCCUCACCCUGGGGCGCAGCGCUGAUGCCCACGCGGAACCGUGGCUCCUGCUCUGCGUGGCUUGUCCUCACGGUGCCUCAGUGAGCGAGGCCGAAGGCCGACUGGACCGAGGACAUCUGAGCCACCUGUGCCUCGCCUCUGCUGGGCAGCCGAGGGGCAGCUCUGGUGCUCACGUGACGCCUGCCACCUGGGUCCCACCAACCAAGGAAGAUGCAUUUGCCCUUGGCUUCCUCCCAGAGCUGCUCCGUGCAGAGCUGAAUGACUUCGUGCCAAGAAGACAGAGUGCAGUUUACUCAGCUGCAGUGUUUAUUUCAACGCAAUUCAGAACUUCAAAAAGGACUGUAGAGCCUGAAAAUAAAAAGUUCUCUCCAGGCA